CUCACAAAAAGAAUUUGAGACGAAGUUUGUGAUUGGAACAUUCAAUAAUCCAAAUCCAAAUGUUCAAGUUUCCUACAAGUUUUUCGUCAAUGUCCCAUGCCAUGACAUUGCAGCCUGUGAUGAUAAUUCAAGCCUUCAGCUUCAAGAACGAAAAGGACCGAUUAGUUUGGUUGUCGUACGAAGGCAGCUCGCAAUGCAAACAUGGAGAAAUUGCGGAAUGGCUACCUGUUUACUGAGAUUUCAAGGCUGCAGCUUGAACACAUUGAGAAGUACCCGAAUGCAAAGUUGAUAAGCCUCGGAAUCGGCGACACAACAGAACCAAUACCAGAAAUCAUCACAUCAAGCAUGGCUAAUUAUGCACAUGCCCUUUCGACCGCUGACGGUUAUUCAGGGUACGGACCUGAACAAGGCAAUAAGGCAUUGCGGAAGGCAAUUGUAAAAGCAUUCUAUAAAGAUCUGCAGAUAAAAGACACUGAAGUUUUCGUAUUAGAUGGUGCGCAGUGUGACAUUACUCGACUUCAGUUGUUGCUGGGUUCCAAAGUGACCAUCGCUGUGCAGGAUCCAUCAUUUCCGGCUUACAUCGACUCAAGUGUGAUUAUCGGUCAAGCUGGAGACGAAGGUGGGAGUGGAAGGUAUGGGAGUAUUGAUUACAUGAAGUGCGGACCCAAAAAUAACUUUCCCGACUUGGCAACCACUUCAAGAACAGAUGUUAUCUUCUUCUGCUCUCCAAACAACCCCACUGGUCAUGCAGCAACUAGGGAGCAAUUAGAGCUUCUUGUCAAGUUUGCCAGGGACAAUGGAUCCAUUAUCAUCUUCGACGCUGCUUAUUUGUCUUAUGUACAAGACGAUAACUGCCCUCGUUCCAUCUUUGAAAUUCCCGGUUCUAGACAGGUUGCGAUCGAAAUAUCAUCAUUCUCUAAGUUUGCUGGCUUCACUGGUGUCCGCCUAGGCUGGACAGUUGUGCCUGACGAGCUCUUAUUCGACUUCAAUCGCAUUGUCAGCACUUGCUUCACCGGGGCGUCCAAUGUUGCUCAAGCUGGUGGACUCGCCUGUCUUUCCCCGCAAGGCUUCAAGGCUGUGAAUUCUCUGGUUGACUACUACAUGGAGAAUGCAAAUAUACUGGGUCAGGCAUUGUCUUCUGUUGGUUUACAAGUAUACGGCGGUGCAAAUGCUCCCUACAUUUGGGUGCACUUUCCAGGUUCAAAUUCUUGGGAUGUAUGCAAAGACAUUCUUGAGAAAACACACAUAAUUACAGUUCCGGGAUCUGGAUUUGGUCUGUCGGGUGAAGAGUUCCUGAGAAUUAGUGCUUUUGGCCACAGAGAGUGUAUCCUAGAGGCCGCAGAUAGGCUUAAAAACCUAUUUCUAUAGGACUUAGGAACACCCUACUUCUCGCUUCAUCUAAUCACAAUCAGCAUCCACGGCGUUAUUGUGA
This is a messenger RNA of Pyrus x bretschneideri (Chinese white pear), 1432 nucleotides long. Its product is annotated as aminotransferase ALD1, chloroplastic-like. Gene Ontology annotation, molecular function: L-lysine:pyruvate alpha-transaminase activity; pyridoxal phosphate binding. Gene Ontology annotation, biological process: systemic acquired resistance, salicylic acid mediated signaling pathway; L-pipecolic acid biosynthetic process. Gene Ontology annotation, cellular component: chloroplast. The record is from RefSeq and is a predicted model, not a curated record. NCBI's taxonomy places the organism in Eukaryota, Viridiplantae, Streptophyta, Magnoliopsida, Rosales, Rosaceae.